AUGAAGAGCAAUCCUACAGUACCCAUCACCCCAGAGCAUUUUCACAUCCCAACCUUCAUGUCCGGUAUUGUCACCAUCAUGCCAGAGCCCCCUCAUGCCAAGCCUGCCAAGCCAAAACCUGCUCAAGGCCUGCUCACGCCAUGCCAGCCGCUCCAGAGCCUGCUCACCCCAUGCCUGCCGCCCCAGAGCCAGUCCACAAGAUGGUCAGCAUCCCAGAGCCAGUCCACAAGAUGGCCGCCAUCCCAGAGCCAGUCCACAAGAUGGCCGCCAUCCCCAAGCCUGUUCACAAGAUGGCUGCCAUCCCCAAGCCUGUUCACAAGAUGGCUGCCCCAUCUGAGUCCCCAGUCAAGAUGGCUGCCACGCCUGAGCCUCAUCUAUCCAAAAUCGUCUCAUCCAAAUCUCACCUCACCAUGUCUGUCGCACCCAGAUCUAAUCAACCACAGCCAAGAUACAGCUGUUCAAGCCACGGCAGACCUCCCUGAGUCAAGU
Labeo rohita (rohu) is the source of this 489-nucleotide messenger RNA. RefSeq names its product probable serine/threonine-protein kinase samkC. The transcript has 4 exons. Lineage: Eukaryota; Metazoa; Chordata; Actinopteri; Cypriniformes; Cyprinidae. The record is from RefSeq and is a predicted model, not a curated record. The annotation marks the transcript as partial.